UGUCAACAUACAGUAUUAUUCAAACUAAAUAAAUAUUUUACUAUAAUUAUAUACUUAGUUGUGAAUAAAUAUGGUUUAUAUUAUCUUGUUUACUUUUUGAAAAACGAUGCUAUCCGUUGCUGACCUUUUCAUAAAAUAAAGAUAAGAGGCUUAUUAGGAAGUAAAAAAAAAUAAAGGAAGAAUUGCGUUUCGUUACUUUAUCUACUUAUUUUAAUUAGGUAGACGUUUCUUCCUCUUCAAAAUCAUAACUUGUCCGGAUUUUAAUUUUGCACACCUUAAGAAAAAAAAAAAUUGUGUAUAAUAAGGUCUCAUGCUUCUGCACCACCCUCGAUCUAUAUAUUCUUACCCCAUUCUCUAAACACAAAUAAAUCUUCUUCUCUGUUCUUCGACUAUUGUCGCAUGAACCAAUACAAGCUCUCUGAAGUUUCCAAAGGCACAAAGACAGAAGAGAUCUAUCGGUACUUGCAAUCUUUCCAAAGAUAAAAUGGAGAUAGAGAAUGAUGAGAACGACACAACAUUGGUUGAUUCUGGAGGAGACUUCGACUGCAACAUAUGCUUGGAUCAGGUUCGAGACCCGGUCGUGACUUUAUGUGGCCACUUGUUUUGUUGGCCCUGCAUUCACAAGUGGACUUAUGCCUCCAACAAUUCAAGACAACGCGUCGACCAAUACGAUAGUAAGAGGGAACCACCAAAAUGUCCGGUAUGCAAAUCCGAUGUCUCCGAGGCUACGCUUGUUCCGAUCUACGGCCGAGGACAGAAAACUCCUCAGUCCGGUUCAACCGUACCGAGCAGACCAUCCGGUCCGGUUUAUGACUUAAGAGGAGUUAGUCAACGUUUGGGAGAAGGGCAGAGUCAACGGUACAUGUAUAGAAUGCCUGAUCCGGUCAUGGGUGUGGUAUGUGAAAUGGUAUACCGGAGACUAUUUGGAGAGUCUUCGAGCAACAUGGCACCUUACCGUGACACGAAUGUCCGGUCGAGGCGGCGGGCAAUGCAAGCUGAGGAGUCACUAAGCAGAGUCUACUUGUUCCUACUUUGCUUCAUGUUUAUGUGUCUACUUCUCUUCUAAUUAUAAUCUCUUCUCUUAAAAAAUAUAUAUGUAUAUAAUAUACCAAUUGGAAUGAGUAUGCAUAUAUGUAAUAACAGUGGUAUAAUUUGUAAGAGUCUUGAAUCGUUGAAAUUGUAUGAUGAGCACAUAAUAAAGUACAAAGAAAGAAACGACACCAA
Messenger RNA from Arabidopsis lyrata subsp. lyrata, 1224 nucleotides. RefSeq names its product E3 ubiquitin-protein ligase RMA2. NCBI's taxonomy places the organism in Eukaryota, Viridiplantae, Streptophyta, Magnoliopsida, Brassicales, Brassicaceae. Gene Ontology annotation, biological process: ubiquitin-dependent protein catabolic process. Bases 485 to 1066 code for a protein of 193 amino acids. Gene Ontology annotation, cellular component: endoplasmic reticulum. The transcript has 2 exons. The record is from RefSeq and is a predicted model, not a curated record. Gene Ontology annotation, molecular function: ubiquitin protein ligase activity; ubiquitin-like protein conjugating enzyme binding.